Molecule: messenger RNA, 6691 nt
Organism: Biomphalaria glabrata
Lineage: Eukaryota; Metazoa; Mollusca; Gastropoda; Planorbidae
Exons: 21
Coding region: 87-2705 (872 amino acids)
Biological process (GO): acrosome reaction
Molecular function (GO): serine-type endopeptidase activity; protein binding
Source: RefSeq, a predicted model, not a curated record
AAGUUCAUGAACAUGAAGUUAAUCUAGACAUCUACUCUGUCUGUGUCUCUAGACUUCUAACUUCAACUUGUCUAACUUCUAGAGAGAUGGACUCAAGUCUGUGUUUAGUGUUGCUGUUCCUUGCUCUCUUCUCUGGAUCAGCUUUUUGUCAGUCUUGUGAAACAGUUUCUGGUAAUGGUACAUUAGAUGAAAAAAAGGUAAACUCUAGCGUCUCAUGUUUUCGCUUCAAUAACGAUAAACCAAAGCUGAUGGUCUUGAGAAACAUCCUGCUAAAGGACAAAGAUACCUUACAGAUCCAAGAUGUGGAUGCAAAAAAUAGCACAUUUAAUUACAGGUUACUCACUUCUCAAUCCACUGUGCCAUUUGAAGUAGUUCUUGGUCUCUCUAACACAGCUAUUUAUUUCAAUUCAGCAAAUGUGACAAUCUCCAAUUCAACAUGGUCAAUACAAUAUUCUGAUGACUUGACAGUGGACAUUACUAAUGACUUGUCCACUCGCAUCAAUGCUCCAAAGUUUUAUGCCCCAGGAACAAAAUUAGUUUCUGUCCUUUACAAAGUCACUAGUUACCUGCCAUCUACUAGCAUUCCAGUUGUCACAUUUGUCAACAAUCAGUGGAAAUCAGAAAAUGGAUACAUCUUAAUUGCAAGUGGAGCUUCCAAUCAUCACAAUUAUUCAAAUCCAACCGAGUUACCUGACUUCUUUGCUGAUGAGGGCAAUUCUCAAAUUUCUAUCAAUGUAACACUGAACACAACAGAAGCAAUUCGGGACUUUAUCCUUUCCAUUGAUCCUGUUAUCAAAGCUUGUUCUGGAGUGCUUACCUUAAGCUCAACGCUCGAUGCCAGUAGUCUGUUUGACAAUUUGCCUGAAUUCAGCAGUCCCUAUACUUGUCAUAGGCUGAUCAAUUCCUCCAAUGCCAUCACUGUUAAGGUGGAUAGUUUUAAUUCUUCAUCUGGCCAGCAGCUGACAAUAACAGAUGGGUCCUCAAGUCUUAAGAAAGUCAGCAAGUAUUUCUAUGAAGAUGUCAAUGAUUUUCUGUACAUAAGUCCUGUCAAUGAAGUUCUUGUGACACUGAAAGUUGGUGAAUCAUCUAGAAAUGUGUCUGUCAAGGCCUUUUUUGAUCUGGGAACUCAGUUAAAUGGGAAAGGAAAUAUUGUUGUUUCAAAAGACUUGACCCAAUCAGAAUCUUUCUGGCAGCUGAUAGCUGAACCUUACAAAGUCGUCAAAGUCAACUUCCAAAAAAUUGGCAAUGCGACAGUCACUGUAUAUAGUGGUCUUCAGCGAACUGAAAAAGUGUUUACUGUUCUUAACUCCAGUGACAUGAACGCCAAUCCUGUGAUUGGUGGUAAUGAGAUUCUGCUUCACAUCAAGACUGGAAACCGUACAGAAAACACAAUGGCUGAAUUUGAAAGUAUCCCAGAUGGCUGUGACCACGAAUCAACAGAUUUGAUUGGCCAAUGGUCAUAUUCAGCUAAAACAUCUGACACCAGCUGUUCCUGUUCCAUUGUUCCCUACUUACCUAGCAGUGGCUCAGCCCAACAGAUAGUGCUCUAUCUCGACACAAUCACUUUGAGUGGACAAGAUACUUUGAAAAUUGUGUCCCCUGUUGUACUUGAACCUAAAGAAGUGGCCAAAUUUAAUACUUCUGUUAGUCUACUGCAAGUGGUUGCUCCUAUCAAUGAAGGCUUUCGUGUUGAGUUCACCAGAACUGGUAAUAGCACAGGCAGUCAAGUAUCCAUUCACUACAAGACAGUUGAAACAAUCUGUGGAGGUGACCUGAACACUGACAUUGGACCAUACUCCAGUCCCAACUACCCCUACCCAUAUCCUCUGAAUGCUCUCUGCACUUGGCGUGGCAAUGCUAAGGACAAAUCCUCCCUCAUUACUGUGAAUGAUUUGAACCUGCUUCCUGGACACAACCUGACAGUUAAAAGUGGAUCCACAUCCAUGAAAUAUGAAGGAACCAAGCUCCCUCAGAGUAGUUUAUUGGUGAAGAAAGGUGAAGAAGUUGAUAUCCAGUUCUCAUCACAGUCCUCAUCCAGCUCUUCAGCCACUGGAGUCAGUUUUACAUACAAGACUUUUGAUGAAGGGGAGACAAUUAUUGGUGUAGGAGGAGCCAUCCCUGUCAAGGCCAAUGUUUCUUCUGUCUACAUGAUUCAAGUGAAUAGCUCCAACCCAAAUGAUGCCAUUGUGAAUGUUACUGUGACUGCAAACCCAACCUUGGAAAGUGACCUUAAAGCCUCUUUAAUUAUCUAUGAUGGAGCAACACCUCGAGAACCAGUACUAAAAUACAACCUGUCAGAGCCAGUGCUGUCGAAGAAUAACACAAUAAUAAUCACAUACAAACCUCUGAAACCAAAUAUCACCUUUACUCUCUCUUACAUAAAGUUCAACUGUUCUGCCUGGUGUCAGAAUGGCUACUGCAUGCACCCUGACUGGCUGUGCAAUGGAGUCAAUAACUGUGGAGACAAUACAGAUGAGCUCUAUUGUAAUGAGAACUCUACCACACCAAGUCCACAGCCCACAACUACAGCCAGACCUGAGGCUCAAGACUAUUCUGGAUGGGUAAAAUCUGGCUGGGUUCCUGGAUGUCUUGCCAUAGGAAUCCUACUUGGCAUGAUUCUUUACUUCGCUGUGCCCAGAAUCAUUAACAAAUUUCGAGGCAGGGGAGGAAAUUACAGCAGGAUGGGAGAUGACAGAUUUUUGUGAAAAAACAAACAUCAAGUUGGUAAUACUAGAGUACAUUUUAUGGCUUCCUAAAUUGUAACAAAUUUUGUACUAUUCUAUACACCUCACCUUGAUCCUACCCUUAUCAUUUGUAUCAUGAAUUUUUCACUUUAGCUUAAAGGAGAAUUGCAUUUAAAAAAAAUUUUUCAGCCUAAUCAUUUUUUGUUUGUUAAAGGAAUGAGAUAAUGCCAUAUAUAUAAAAUACAUUUGAUACAAAAUGUGUGUUCCUAAUAGUAAAGUGUUAUUGUGUGUGAUAGUCCAAUGCUACAUGAAACCUGUCUUGUUUUACCAUGUUGCCAGUUGCACAAGCUCAAGAAAUAUUGCCAAACUAAUAAGAAAAGAAUUCAAACCAAAAUCGCUUUAACGUGAAUGUUUAAUGUAUCUGAUGAAUGCAUUGACUUCAAGUACUAACUGCUCAAUGUAUCAUUUUCUAGCAUGUUCAUGAGUUUGGCUUUCAAGCAAGAUGUUUUUUUAAUUCUCAGAAUGUUUUUCUUGGCAUACAGGCAAAAUGACUUUAAGUUUCCAAUGUUCAAUGUGUUAGAUUUUCUUGUUCUGUUUAUUAAAUGGCCAGCUAAUCACUGAUAGCUUGAAGUGUUUUCUAAUGAGUCAUAAUUAUGUCCUAUACAAACAUGUCUCUCAAGUUCUGGCUUCUGUUUAUUUGUAAAGCAACAUUUAGGAGUCUGUGCCAAUGCGUUGCUCAGAUGUUGUUCUGUUUAUUUAUUAGAAAACAUUCCACACUAAUUGUUUGCCAUAAACUUUGUGAACUCAAUCAUUUGUAGUUUAAGUACAGCCAGGAGAAAGUAAAUCUUCCUAUUCAAUUCUUCCUCAUUCAUCUAUUUAUAUGAAACAAUUUACAAUGAAAUAAAUUGUGAUAUUUUUAGAUUUCAAAAUUAAACAAGGACAUUUGAAUGUUACUAAAUGUUAUUACUUGUUUCGUUAUAAUUAUAUUCUAUUGUUUGAUUGGCUUUUUUUAUUUUCUUUUGUUCUACAGAGUUUAGAAAUAAUACAUUUUAACAAAAUUUAACUCUUUCUCUCCUAACUGAAGAUACCAACGUUGAUUCUACCAGAAUGUGGUAAAUAAUUACGGAGAGAAAGAGUUAAAACCAUCAUGGAAUGUCAUCAUGUAUGGAAUAGAUUUGCAUAAGUUUUUACACAAAAUUUCUUGAUCUGUUUGUAGAAACUUUUAGAGCUGGUAGAAUUCUUAAGUAUUGAGCCACACAUUGUUUCUACCACUUUUGCUUAUUCCCUCUAUUCCAUGUAUAGACUUUCCAUGGCUUGACCUUUCCUUUCAUCUUUCAACAUUGUUUCAUUUGCAGGGUUGUGUAGUUUAAUUUUACCUUUAUGGUUACCAUGGAUACAUUUAGUUUAGGUAAUUUAACUUUUUUUUUUCUAUUCAAACUAGCUGUGUAUAGAUAAAAAAAAAAAACCUGGCUUGUUUAUUAUAUUCACCAAUUGAAGCAUUUUACUGCUGGGCCUUAGUAUAAUUGCUUAGGGUAAAAGAAAGAAAUUAUAAAAAAUAUUUUUGUAAUUUUUGUACUCAUCAAUAUCUAGAUCUAGUUUGUUAUGAGCUUGAAAGUGUGAACUUUGUUCUGAAUAUCUAUUGAUAGGAUUCAGUUAUCUAGUCAAGAAGAUUAAAUAAAUCUGAUUGUUACUGUAGGCUUCUUAUGAGCUUCAGAGUUCACUAGUGAAAGAAAAAAAAAAGAAGAAUUUUUAGUUACAAGGCCCAGAGCUUUCUAAACUUGAUCUUGAUCAUUUCUUAAACUAUUUUUCAUUGGCCAGAGCUGAUACACUGUCAAACAUUACAAAGAACUCAUCAGUGUGUAUUCACAGCAUGCAAGAGUGCUGUGAUGAGAUGCCAAUACGAUGGCUGCCAUAGUAAAGUGGUAUGUCGUAUUGAUGAUCAUGGGUUCAAACCCUGCCCGCUGCCACCCCCACCCACCUUCAUGUGCUGUGGGAGGUUUGGGCUAAGAUGUAAAAAUCUUCCAUUCUGAGGGAAUGUCUGAAACCUGUAAAACCUGAUUUGACCCAGUUUGGAAAGCUCUGUUAUAGUGCGCAUUUUAUUGAUAACAAAGAACUAUCUGUGCUACUUAAAAUUCACAUUGUUUCAAGACUGCCCUUGAGGUCAAAGUUUGGCUUAUUACUGAUGUUUGGUUUUUGCCCACUGACAUAUUGCUUUCUAACCUUUGAUUGAACUUCAAUGCUAUUAUACUCAUUAAUCUAUGCUUUUAACAUUGAAACUAUAUUGAUCAUCUAGUGAGCUUUGAAUUCUUGAAAGAUAGUUUUAGUUUUAAUAAUUAAAUAACUAUAAAUAAACAUAAAUAUUUUACUAAGUAAAAUCUGAGAAAUUAAAAACGACAUAAAAUUUUUUUUGUCUGCAUAAAAAAACUAUUAGAACUACAUACACUUAUUGUAUUGUUGUUGAAUUGCUUCUAGUUGCCAUAUAAUUUCAAUAUAUUUAGAGUUUAGGAAAACUGUGAUUGUGUGUGAAUGUUUUUAUUACAAACCUCAGACUUUUAAGUCAUGUAUGUAAAUCUGACUAUGAGUUACUAUGUCCUUUUUUACUUUCACUUUGUCAAAGAUUGUCUUGACUUUGCUGUUAUCUCAUGCACUUGUUUCAGCUUUUACAUUUAAACUUUCUUUAAUUUUCAAUGUAUCAUUACAAUAAUAUCUCACCUAGUAGAAAUAUAUCUACUUCAACCAAGCUUUUUUUUUUUUUUCUUUUGUUUUUUUAAAUGAGCUAAAUGAUUAAAAAAGAAGGUGGACAAAUCAUUAUUUUUGUUUUGACUAGCAUGCUUCCAAUUGCUUCACUGUGUAUUACUCUAGAAUUUCUUGACCAUGAUUCUGAACACUAGAUUUUCUCACAAGGAUUGGAAAGUUCUUAUUUUGUUAUUACCAUGUUGUUGUGACUCAUUUUCUGUUGCUGGUUUAAUCAAAGACACAUUCAUCAUCACGCUUGUAUUAUUUUUAUUUCACACACACACACACACCCACUUGUAUGCAAACACUACAUAAUCAAAUAUCAAAAUAUUUAGUUUUAAGAAUAUUUCUUUAUUUCUUGAGCUGGUUGAGAAUUCCCAUGUCAAUUUAAAAACAAAUAGCUCUAAUUAACUAGGUUGAAACCUGAUUACAUUUAAAUGAUGUCAAAAGAAUAUUUGAUAUUUUCACUAUUUCUCUCUGACUUGGCAGGUAAGCAAUGGUAAUCAACUGUGAAGCUAGAUAUGUGGAACACAACUACACUAUGUAAUAGAUAGAUUCAUUUUUUGUUUAUUAACUAUGCCUGUAUCUUAGAUUUCUGUAGUGUCAGGGCUGCUAAGAGAGCAUGGUUUAAACUCCAUUUGUAAUGAUUACAACACAUGUUUCCUCCUAAGGUGUUCAGUUAUGAUUAAACUCAUGUUUUAUUCCAACUGAAACACUUCAAAACAAACCAGACACCAAGUCUUCCACUCUUGGCUAUGCUGGGUAUUAUGUAUACUGUUGUAUUUUUUUUUUUUUUAAAGGUAUGGGAGGCAGUCUACGUUUGAUGCACAUUACUAAACCUUUUAUUCAACUAUAUUUCUUGAAUGCUAAAUAUCUGAAUGUAAGAUUGUUCUAGAGUUGGCCAUGUUCAAAAAGUUCAAAAUAAAAUUUACAUUAGAGAUUUUUUUUGUGAUGACUAGCUGACAUUUAGAGUUGAGUUUGCUGUUUCAUCUCCAAGGAACCAGCUUUUACUACUGACUUUUAAUUGAAACCUCAACCCUAUGUCCUCCCUCAACACUGCACUCUUUACCAGCAUUAAUAUAAAAAAUAUGAGGCGUUUUGUUGUUUUGUGAAACAAUUAGACACUCUGGAGUUUUGAUCUGAACAUAUUUGGGACUUAUUAUUUUCAUGUUUAAAAUGUUUUGUUUGAGUUAUUCAGAGUUAUUACAUCAGUUUUGUUUCUAUUGGAAAUAUAUUCCUAAAAUUAAAUAAAUUUGUUUAUGAACCACUGA